This is a messenger RNA of Acanthoscelides obtectus, 1658 nucleotides long. Lineage: Eukaryota; Metazoa; Arthropoda; Insecta; Coleoptera; Chrysomelidae. The record is from the annotation of a GenBank genome assembly.
GUCAAAAAUGAAUACUCGUCCGCAGUCCUUCGUUCCGAAUCGCAAGAUCUGUCCGUCCUUGAAAUGUUACACUACCAUUUGGUCAUAGUUGCUUUCUGGCUAUUUUCGCAAGUAAACUGUGAGAUUUUUACAGCCUUGACCGAUCUUCGCGAACUUGUUAAUACAGAAGCAGUGUUUGUACAGACUUUGGAGAAUUACAUACGAGUGGAGGAGUUGAGGAUUGGUCGUCUUAAGAGAUAUAUUUACAGUCAUCACUAUGAAAAAGCUGCAAAAGAUGUUGAAUCAUAUGUUGGUAAUCCUGUGAAUGCAUAUAUCUUAAUCAAGCAGUUAAUUAUAGAUUGGGAAGAAGUGGAGUCAAUAAUACAGUCAAAUGCUGGUAAAGAUUACAUGAAAAAUCUUGUUGCUGCCAAAAUGAACAUGAAAUAUCCUACAGAAGAAGACUUAAAUGGUGCUGCAGUAGGUAUAUUUAGAUUGCAAGACACUUAUAACCUAGAUACUGCUUCACUAGCAAGAGGCGAGCUAAGGGGAGUGAAGUAUAGCUCAGAACUAACAGCAGCUGAGUGUUUCGAGCUAGGAAGACAGGGCUACAACAAUGAUGAUUUUUAUCAUACGAUAUUAUGGAUGCAAGAGGCCAGCAACAGGUUGAGUAAGGAACAAAAUAAGACAGCAAAGAGAAGUGACAUUUUCGAUUACUUAGCGUUCUCGAUAUAUAAAGAAGGAAACAUUAGUCUUGCCUUAGAACUAACAAACAAAUUAUUGGAAAUGAUUCCAAAACACGAGAGAGCACUAAAAAAUAAAGAGUAUUAUGAAAAACAGCUUCAAGAGUUCAAAGAAAAUCAAGGGAGUGGAAUAGAAGUGCAGGUAGAGAACGAAUUGAGCUAUAUGACAAAGAGACAUCAAUCGCUCUGUCGUGGAGAUCUGAAACUUCUAGAUGAGGUUAUCGCAAGACUGAAGUGUAGAUAUGUGACGAACAACAAUCCAUACCUUUUAAUAGGACCAUUCAAAGCUGAAGAUCUGCAUAUUGAUCCUGAUCUAGUCUUAUUCCAUAAUGUAGUAAGUGAUCAGGAAAUAGAAAAGAUAAAGAAACUGGCAAUACCAAAGCUUCAAAGGGCGCAAGUAGUGGAGCCUGCAACAGGUCAACUGAAGACGGUACAGAACAGAAUCAGCAAAUCAGCUUGGUUUGAAGAUAUUGAGCAUGAGUACGUUGCUGCAAUCAGUCAAAGAGUAGAAGAUAUGACCGGAUUAUCUGUAUCAACGUCAGAUCCGCUCCAGGUUGCUAACUAUGGCAUUGGUGGGCAUUAUCUUCCACAUUAUGACUUUGCACAGAAAGGCGAUGCGCCAUUUCCGAAAGGAGACAGAAUCGCAACAGUAUUGUUCUACAUGAGUGACGUUGAGCAGGGUGGGGCAACUGUCUUUCCUAUAACGGGUGCAUCUGUUUAUCCUAAGAAAGGUACUGCAGUAUUCUGGUAUAACUUGUUUCCUAGCGGAGAUGGGGAUAGUAGAACCAAACAUGCUGCUUGUCCUGUGUUGGUUGGCUCAAAAUGGAUAUUCACCAAAUGGAUCUACGACAGAGGUCAAGUGUUUUUGAGGCCUUGCACCCUUGAACGACCUCCAGAUGACCUAACAAUAUGAGUUAGUGUGAUUUUUUUUACAACUAC